CGCGCACCACCCCCUCCGGCCAAGCUAGCUGGCUCAGGCUGUCCUCAUGUUCCAAAAGUCUCGUCCCAUGUGACUCCCCGAUUCCAAUUCCCAUCAAUCUCCAUCCCCCAUCUCACCCAAGCAACGAGGCGCGAGCAAGUGUAGCAGCGAAGAAGGCUACUCUCUAUGCCAGCCUCGGCCAGUAUAAAACAAGGCUCUACGCGCGCCGGCACACCGCAUUACGCAACUCGCUGGUUCAGCAGCUAGCUAGCUUUGGCGUGGCUAGGAGAGGUAGCGGCUAGCUAGCUGUUGCGCAUUGCCGGGUUCGCCCUCGAGCGUAAUGGCGCAGCUCCCGCCCAAGAUCCCGACGGCGGCGACGGGGGCGCACCACUGGCCCGGCGCCGGCGUGGAGCACCACGGCCACGGGCCCGUCGCGGUGUGGGCGGACGAGUUCGCCGAGUUCGCGGCGGCGCGCCGGGGCGCGCACCGCAGGUCACUGAGCGACUCGGUGGCCUUCGUGGAGAUGGCGCCGGGGGGCUGCGGCGGGGCAGGCGACUUCGACAGGCUGGACGACGACCAGCUCAUGUCCAUGUUCCCCGACGAGGGCGGGUCGACGGCCCCGGGGUCCGAGAACGGCACCAGCGACAGCGACGGCGACAAGCACGGCAAGGACCGGUACGACGACGGGCAGCACGACGAUGCUAAUCCGGAGGAGCCGGGGCCGGGGCAAGCCACGCCGACCUCGUCCACGGAGACGAUCCGCGACCCCAAGAGGGUCAAGAGGAUACUGGCUAAUCGUCAGUCGGCUCAGAGAUCUCGGGUGAGGAAGCUGCAGUACAUCUCCGAGCUCGAGCGGUGCGUCACAACGCUGCAGAACGAGGUGUCCGUGCUGUCUCCCCGGGUGGCAUUUCUGGAUCAGCAGCGGACGAUCCUCACCGUCGGCAACAGCCACCUCAAGCAGCGGAUCGCAGCUCUGGCGCAGGACAAGCUUUUCAAGGACGCUCAUCAGGAGGCGCUGAAGGAGGAGAUCGAGAGGCUGCGGCAGGUGUACCAGCAGCAGAACCUCAGAAUGUCGUCCGGUGCGGGCGCGGCCUCCGACCACGGCGGGCCGCCCCCUGUGCGCGCGGAGAAGGAGCUCAUGAGCUGAAGCGAUCAUCGCAUGUCCCUUCUGCGCAGCCCGCCGCCGCAUCAUUGACCUGGGAAGGAACACAUGGCAACAGUGCAUGAAUGAAACCGUCCAUGCUUCUUCUUUUUUCUUGUUUCUUUUUCUUGUCCAUUGACCUGUGUAUCAUUCUUUGCAAAUCGAUUUCAGUUUUGGGUUUUUUUUACUGUGAAGAAAAACUGAAGUGUGCCUCCGUUGUAAUUUGUAAAUUCCGUGUGUAGCAUUGCAUCUUGUGUACGUAGACUGUUUCAGUUUAGUUUUGGAGCCAUCGUCUUUUAGGAAAGUUUUUUGGGAAACCACAUAAGCACAACUCUUGCUUUGUAUCCUCGUACUGAUUUAGCAGAACUGUUGUAUGUAUUCUUCUGAAUCCUUUGUUUCUCAGUAAAUGUAUAUGUGGGCUUA
Molecule: messenger RNA, 1543 nt
Organism: Triticum dicoccoides
Lineage: Eukaryota; Viridiplantae; Streptophyta; Magnoliopsida; Poales; Poaceae
Product: basic leucine zipper 6-like
Exons: 4
Coding region: 320-1126 (268 amino acids)
Biological process (GO): positive regulation of DNA-templated transcription
Cellular component (GO): nucleus
Molecular function (GO): DNA binding; DNA-binding transcription factor activity
Source: RefSeq, a predicted model, not a curated record